AUGCAAGGACGAAAAUGUGGUAUUCAUAUGAUAUUCAGAGAAAUUCAGCCAAGUAGCUCAUCGGAAAGUUUUAGCUCAAAUGAUAAAAUUUGUUGGCUAAGAUGUCAGUGCGAAAAUGAAAGUUAUAUUAGAGAAGGUGAAAAAUGCGUUGAAAUUCAGCAACGAACUGCAAUAGCAAAUAAUUCAACAACCGUUGGAGAAAUUCCGAUUCAGUCUGAUUCGAUUAACAAUACAAGAAAUUACAAAAUUGGCGAUAAAAUUUUCGAUUACGGUUGCCAAAGAACAAAUCAAAAGUGUGGAACGAAUAUGAUAUUUAAAACUAUAUCGAAAAGACGUUUCCUCGAACUCACCGAUCGGUGUCUUCAAAAAUGUUCGUGUAUCAACGAUGAAUAUAAAGAAAAUAAUGGGCAGUGUAUUAGAUUUAGUGUAUAA
Molecule: messenger RNA, 432 nt
Organism: Dracunculus medinensis (Guinea worm)
Lineage: Eukaryota; Metazoa; Nematoda; Chromadorea; Rhabditida; Dracunculidae
Source: the annotation of a GenBank genome assembly